This is a messenger RNA of Peromyscus maniculatus bairdii (prairie deer mouse), 1103 nucleotides long. RefSeq names its product olfactory receptor family 8 subfamily D member 4 (gene Or8d4). Gene Ontology annotation, cellular component: membrane. Gene Ontology annotation, molecular function: G protein-coupled receptor activity; olfactory receptor activity. The record is from RefSeq and is a predicted model, not a curated record. Lineage: Eukaryota; Metazoa; Chordata; Mammalia; Rodentia; Cricetidae. Gene Ontology annotation, biological process: G protein-coupled receptor signaling pathway.
GCUCUGGAGGACUGGAGAACAACAAGGAUUUGCUCUUAUUUGACAUUUCCUCCCCCACUCAUCUUUACAAAUUUCUCAGAGGAGAAUGAGCUUAAGAAAUCACUCUACGGUGACUGAGUUUCUGCUGUUGGGGUUAAGUGAGGAGCCAGCUCUUCAGCUGCCCCUCUUCUGUCUCUUCUUGGUGAUUUACAUCGUCACUAUGGUGGGAAAUCUUGGCAUGAUGGCGCUCAUCAAGCUGAACUCUCAACUGCAUACCCCCAUGUACUAUUUUCUCAGUAGUUUGUCCUUUUUAGAUUUCUGCUACUCGUCUGUUGUUACUCCCAAAAUGCUGGUGGGGUUUCUAAGCAGGGAUAAAGCUAUCUCUUACUCCAAUUGUAUGGCUCAGCUCUUCUUUUUCUGUAUUUUUGUCAUUUCUGAAUGCUACAUGUUGGCCGCCAUGGCCUACGAUCGUUAUGUGGCCAUCUGCAGUCCGUUGCUCUAUGCUGUCAUCAUGUCCCCUCGGGUCUGUUCUUUACUGGUGGCUGCUGUCUUUUCAGUGGGCUUCACUGACGCUGUGAUUCAUGGGGGCUGUAUACUAAGGUUAUCUUUCUGCAAAUCCAACAUCAUUAAACAUUAUUUCUGUGACAUCGUACCUCUUAUUCAACUCUCCUGUUCCAGCACUUAUAUUGAUGAGCUUUUGAUUUUUAUCAUUGGUGGAUUUAAUAUGGUAGCCACCAGCCUGACAAUAAUCAUAUCUUAUGGGUUUAUUCUGGCCAGCAUCCUCCACAUCCACUCGAAAGAGGGCAAAUCCAAAGCCUUUAACACCUGCAGCUCCCACCUGACAGCUGUUCUUAUAUUUUAUGGGUCGCUCAUGUCCAUGUAUCUGAAACCUGCUUCGAAUGGUUCACUCAUCCAUGAGAAAGUGACCUCAGUGUUUUAUACUACAGUGAUUCCCAUGCUAAAUCCACUGAUAUACAGUCUGAGAAACAAGGAAGUAAAAAAUGCAUUGGUGAAGCUUGUAAGAAGAAAAACAUCUUCAUAAUAAAUGUGCUUUAUACUGAGAUGAAUUUAUGUAUUCCUAAUCAUGUCUAUACUCUGAUCCCUAAAAGCAAUCUGAGCUGAGC